ACGGCAGUUGGGGUGGAGCCAUGAGCUGGCAGGUGCUUGCAUUCGGCUCCGGUUCCGCACUCGGUGUCCGUCUCCUGCUCUGUUUUUCGGCCUGAACACGCUUUGGCGAUCGAUAGAGGCCGAUGACGGUUCGCUACGUUGGGUAUUUAUUUUUACAAGAGACUUCGUUGCUUUGAGCAUCCUGACAGUGUAGCUUGAAUCGUCUCCCUCUGCCCCCUCCCCCGCCCCCGUGCUAUCUGCCAUUGGCGGUUGGACUGAUGCUGGGCCUUGGGAGCGGGCGGCGCGGCGCGCGCUCCCCGCCGUUGCUCUUUCUGCUGCUGGCGUUGGGCGCGUGUCUGGCUUUCCUCGCGCUCAGUUACUGGGUGUCGAGCUCGCGCAGCGUCGAGCUGCAGGCGCGAGUGACCGCACUCGAAGCCAAGGUCCGGCGCACGGCCGUCGACCUCAGCACCACGGAGCUACAGAAGCAUCAGCUCCAGCUACAGCUGCAGAGCCAACUAGAGGGCCACAAGGACGAAGUGGGUCAGCUCGCACUUCUGCACCGCCAACAGGUCCAGACAGAAGCCAGGAUCUGUAACGAGGAGAAGGAAGCUCUGAAUAGAAACAUUACCAGUAGCACAAGGACUAUACAAACACUGCAAGAACAAUUUCAGGAGCUGCAAAAAGGAUAUAGCCAUUUAACUCAAAAGUUGCAGGAACUGCAAAAAAAAUUAACCUAUGAUGUUACUCAGUGCAGUAACCAAAUAAAUGAUCAGAAAGAGCUGUAUGAAGAACAAAUUAAGGAAUUAAACAAGAGGCUGGCGGAGACUACAAAGUUUCAACCUGAAAACAGAAAUGCUGAAUCAACCAAUCAAAGCAAGUUAUUGCAGACUGAACACAAACAUACAGGAAGACAAGCUACCAUUGAACCAUCAGAUAAAGCACAACUGUUCUCAAGACAAAGCAAUGACCCAACAGAUCUGAUCGAAGUUGAGAAAAUAAAUAAAGUUGAACAUCAAGAAACGAUAAGUGAAUUUGAACAUGAUGCAACGUCUAGAAAGUUUGCUCAAGAAAUUGCAAAUAAGUUACUAGAUACAGGCAUGGUUGAAGAUAAAAAUCGAACAAGGCUUGACUAUGAAAAUUUAGAUUCCAGAAGAAAUACAGAUGAUGAGUAUCAAAAUCAAAAAGAGCUGGCGAAUACAUCGAAAGGGAAAGAAACUGCGGAUUAUAAUGGAGAUGAGGGCAAUGUUGCAGAAUUUGAGAAUGACAAAGAAGCAGAACUUGCAAAUGAGUUAACAGAUGUCUAAAAGACACAGUGAAGAAGCUGUGAACAGAAUUCUUAAAACUGAAAAUAAUAACUUGGAAUCAAUGUUGUGAAGAAAACCCUCUUGCACAUUUUUGGUUGAUGAUGCUUGAACUCUCUUUACAAAUGAUAGGGGCUUCAAAUCAAAAUAAAAUGAACUGGAACUGAUCAUAUGCAGUGGGCAUUCUAUAAAUAGUUAGGAAGUCAAGAGUGUAGGAGAUUUUGAUUUUGAACAAAAUUUUUAGUAAUAAACUUUUAAGCAGUUGUUUGAGAGUAAUUCAGACUCUUGGUGAAUGUUUGAGCAGACCAAUAUUGAAAUUUGAUGCUCUAAAUCUUAUUACAUUCACUGUCAAAAUACUAGUAUAAUAUUUAGAUAUUAGCACCUCUUUAUUUCCUUACAAGUAUCAAGUCCGUUAUAAUAGGAAUCAAUUCCAAUGUAGAAUUAAAGAAUUUCUAUCUUAAAUAUAUCAUCAAUUAUAAAUCUUAAAAGAGAAUUAUUUUUUAAUCUGUUGAUGAAGCAGAUUUCAAGGAUAGGUCCAUUGUUUAAAAAAGGUUCUGAAAUAUAAGAUAUGGCCAAUCUUUACGUGUAUUUUUGUUGUGAAGUGCACCACCUACUGUUGGAUGUUUGCAGAAAAAAAACUAUUGAUGAGAUUUUUUUUCUUGGUUGGAUAGCUUUUUAAAUUACUAAGAUAUGAAAAUUUUAACUGUCGAUGUCGCUGUCCCCAUUACAAGCUUAUAGUAAAUAUAAUUGAAUUUUUGCAAAAAAUAUCCAGUGUUGGCAUCUUGAAGUGACAGGGUUGAAAACUGAGUUCAAGCUGCUUUCACUCAUUAAAGCUGUUUAAUCUGCUUCACUGCAAUACCAGUGCAUGAGAAUUCUGAGGUUGGGGUGCACAUUCCUCUUUCUUUUCACUGAAAGAUAAAUUUUCCAUCAUCUAAAGUUAAAACACCACUUGAAUAAGAUUUACCUGUUGGGCCAAAUUCUUUUAACAAGGAAGCAGAUUAUAUUCCAUUAUUUUUUGUUUUAGCUAUCUCAACAAGGGCAAUCAGUUGUGUCUUUGUUUUUAAAACAAUGUAUUCAUGUUUCCAUUCAUACAUUUUUCUCAUUUAAAUUUUGAAAUAAGCUUGGUAACUUUAUCCUGAUGAAACAAUUUUAUUUUUCCCUUUGUAUUUUUAUUUAAAGUGUAUUUUCUACUUGGGAAAUCUAUUGCUGUGUUACAAAAGGGCAGGAAGGAACCUACUCUCACUUAGAUUUGGUGACUUUCUGAGCACGGGAAUGACAUGGCUUUUUUAAAAAAGUUCCUGAAGUUAUGAGAAGUCAUUAAAAUGAUGUUGGCUUUACUGUUCUGUCAAUAAAUGUUUACUUGGUGAAGCUUGCUACUGUGCUAAUAGAAGUUAUUUGCAAAUUGGGUUGUUGUUAAUUCUAUUUGAUGGUAAUAAAAUUUUUAUUCAUCUCC
Hemiscyllium ocellatum (epaulette shark) is the source of this 2733-nucleotide messenger RNA. RefSeq names its product golgi membrane protein 1 (gene golm1). The coding region runs from base 258 to 1283 and encodes 341 amino acids. The record is from RefSeq and is a predicted model, not a curated record. NCBI's taxonomy places the organism in Eukaryota, Metazoa, Chordata, Chondrichthyes, Orectolobiformes, Hemiscylliidae. Gene Ontology annotation, cellular component: Golgi apparatus. The transcript has 8 exons.